AUGCGUCACUUUUAUGGCCUGCGCAAAAACUUGGUGCAUCAGUGGCCUGUCCACGCCAUCCCCACAUCAGCCACUGCUCCUCCUGCUGCUGCAAACCCAUGUAACAACAUACUCCAGAUUCCCGACAGCAUGCUGCAGUACCUUCGUCCUGUCGGAGUACUGAACGGUGUGUUUGUGUAUGACAUCAACUCAACUGCUGCUCCACUUAACACACCCGCUCCAAAAAAGAGGAAGCGUCAGGAUGAACAGGGAGGGGAGUACAUUAAGAAGCCUCCAAAUGCCUUCAUGAUGUUCCUGAAAGAGCAGAGGCCAAAGGUGAAGUCAGAAAUGAAGAUCAGUGGGAGCGCAGCAGUGAAUGCGGUCGUGGGAGAGAGGUGGAAGUCGCUGUCAAAAGAACAGCAGGACACAUAUUACGAGCAGACUGAGCAGCAAAGAAGGCUCCACACUCAAAAGCAUCCAGACUGGUCCAGCAAGGACAACUACGGCAAAAAGAGGAAGAGAACCCGCAGGUCCACCUGCAGCACAGGGAAGAGCAGAUUUCUGGGAAUCACAGGGAUUUUUUUUCAUGUGAGAUGUGAUGAAAACCAGACACAAAUGGAAUCUUACUGGAUCAGAUCAAAGACUAAUCUACACAACACAAGACAAGCCUGGCUUCUCCUGUGUGUUUACCGCCAUCCCCAUCAGUGGCCUGUGAACUCGAGUUCUGCAAACCCACGGCCAUUGAUCUUCUGUCACUGAUGAGGCCGACAGAUCCCUCCUCUGUGUAUGUUCCUCUUGACCCUGGCAACUGAACCAGCAGCUAGGACUGGGCUGACUCCAGCACCAAACAGUGAGGAUUCUUCUGUGACUACAGCGGACCCCUCGACAGAUUCUAUGUCCACACCUGUGUUUGCACCAGAGUCACACUCUGAAUCCACUCUGGUACUCCCCCCAGUGGCCUCCUCCUCCUCCACCCAGAGUCCUGGGUGCCUCCCCUCUGAAUGACUGCAGCUAUGUCUACCUGCUCUGCUCUACCUGCAGCUUCUACCCUCCCACCUCCUCAUGGGUCCUCCCAAUUCCAGACUCUUCCUGUGUCCAUCUCCUCCUUUAUCCUCCUCUUCCCUAAGUUUCCUGCAUCCACCUUUUUGGCUUCUCUGUCUUCCCUGACUCUACCUUCUUCCACUUCUCUUUCCC
Molecule: messenger RNA, 1173 nt
Organism: Archocentrus centrarchus (flier cichlid)
Lineage: Eukaryota; Metazoa; Chordata; Actinopteri; Cichliformes; Cichlidae
Product: transcription factor 7-like 1
Exons: 9
Coding region: 1-738 (245 amino acids)
Biological process (GO): regulation of transcription by RNA polymerase II; canonical Wnt signaling pathway
Cellular component (GO): chromatin; beta-catenin-TCF complex
Molecular function (GO): DNA-binding transcription factor activity, RNA polymerase II-specific; RNA polymerase II cis-regulatory region sequence-specific DNA binding
Source: RefSeq, a predicted model, not a curated record